UGCAUGUCCAUUAUAAAGUGAGCAAGUUCCGCUUGUUCCUUUCUUCCAAACCCUUCCUCAACAUUCAACCGUUGUCUCGUUGUAUAUACUGGUAUGAACCAUGUUUAACAUGUAUAUUGGCCGAUUUGUUUUAGCACUUGAAGUUAUCGCAGCCACGAACCUUCCCAAUGUUCCAUCUAUUCGCAUGCCCACUGGCCAUUAUGUCAUCGUCUCUACAUCCAAUGGUCAAUGGAACACCACCACCAAGGCUACAGCGCCUGACUGCAGCGUUUCGUGGAACGAGACGUUCACUAUCCAUGGGCACCCUCUGCUGUCUCCCCUGCGUCUCAUGCCAAUCUUUUCCAGAAAAUCAAAAGCAAUCCACCUCGAACUUCACGCUUCGUAUGAAUCUGGACCAAGUGAGUGUGUAGGUGCAUUUGAGACGACUUUCGGACAAGUACUCGUAAACGACGUGCAGACCAUAUCAUGUCCAGCUGUUGGUAAUCAAUACAUGUCUCUUACCUUGAAAGCGCAGCGAAUAAAAACAACGCAGCUUGCCGAUCACGCCGCGGGCAGUGCUGCUCAGAGCGUUGCAAGUGAUCAACCUGUGCGCCCUCCGGCGGCGGUUCGAUCGAUCGACAUAGCAGGACAACCACCACUACCACACGCGCCAUCGGGUGACCCUGAAACGUCCCCAUAUGGAAGAAACAUUGUUAUUUUUGGCGAAGCUGGCGCAGGCAAGAGUUCUAUCAUCAACACAAUCGCGCAAAAACAGCUUGCGAAGACAUCCAAUGACGCACAUGGAUGCACUUCCACCGCUCAACGCUACCCAGUAGAAAUUUCAGGCCAGAAAUUCGUCCUGUUUGAUACUGCGGGUCUUGGAGAAGGGUCUCCGGGCUCAGUGCCGGAUGCGGAGGCCAAAAGGCAGUUGAAGAACUUACUGUGUCGUCUCAUGAGCUCUACUUCGCCGUCAGGUGGCAUCGACCUUCUGGUGUACUGCGUGUCCAGCACGACUGCUCGUAGCGCCAUCAUUCGGGCCUACGACAUGUUUUACUCCAAGGUCUGCAAGAAGAAGGUCCCGAUCGUCAUCGUUAUUACAAGAUUGGAGGACGAAACGAACAUGGAGAGCUGGUGGGAUAAAAACAGGGGUAAACUUAAGAGCAUGCAUUUCGCAGGCCAUGCUUGCGUCACGGCGCUUCAGGAAUACCCAGGCAUCCCAGACGAUCACAUUCGUCGCAUUGCAGAGUCGAGUGACACUCUACGUAAUCUUCUUCUCAACAAUUGCUCGCAUCACGCUGUCAAUGAUCGACCCAAUGGUAUUGCAGGAUUGUGGUGCGCGUCGUCAUGCUCAAGGGACUGAAAAUGACCAUGACUUGUUCCUGUAUAUGUUAUUUUCCUUGUCAUACAUGGCCGGUACACUCCUUCACAUCUAUUUUGGCUCGCCAUAUCCACACCAUCUC
Molecule: messenger RNA, 1439 nt
Organism: Suillus fuscotomentosus
Lineage: Eukaryota; Fungi; Basidiomycota; Agaricomycetes; Boletales; Suillaceae
Product: P-loop containing nucleoside triphosphate hydrolase protein
Exons: 5
Coding region: 101-1339 (412 amino acids)
Biological process (GO): tRNA methylation; tRNA wobble uridine modification
Cellular component (GO): cytoplasm
Molecular function (GO): GTP binding
Source: RefSeq, a predicted model, not a curated record